Molecule: messenger RNA, 327 nt
Organism: Miscanthus lutarioriparius
Lineage: Eukaryota; Viridiplantae; Streptophyta; Magnoliopsida; Poales; Poaceae
Source: the annotation of a GenBank genome assembly
AUGAAAAGAGUGAAGCAAGAGGUUCUUCUUACGAGAAGGCACCGGCCAUUCGCCCCCGCACACAUCCAUCACUACGCAACCUGUACCAGUUCCACAAUAUUCGACACUACCGAUACCCAAGUCAACGCACCGGUUAAAAUGGUAUUUUUGGUGGGCGUUUGUGCAGCACCAGAUGGCUUUAGCUUCCACCUGGGACUGCUCAAGGAUGAGACCCAGGACGAGGAGAAUGGUGAUGAAACACUUGAGCUGUCCUUUGCCUUCCAUGAGGAUUUUCCAAGGAGCAGAGAGGGCGAAACUCAUGCAAAUGUUCAGAUGAUGUGUGGGUGA